Centropristis striata (black sea bass) is the source of this 2010-nucleotide messenger RNA. RefSeq names its product serine/threonine-protein kinase pim-2-like. The coding region runs from base 1 to 1272 and encodes 423 amino acids. Gene Ontology annotation, biological process: regulation of mitotic cell cycle; negative regulation of apoptotic process; protein autophosphorylation. Gene Ontology annotation, cellular component: cytoplasm. NCBI's taxonomy places the organism in Eukaryota, Metazoa, Chordata, Actinopteri, Perciformes, Serranidae. Gene Ontology annotation, molecular function: protein serine/threonine kinase activity; ATP binding. The transcript has 7 exons. The record is from RefSeq and is a predicted model, not a curated record.
AUGAAGAGAGCAGUGGCAGCACUACUGAACCCAACUACUGCAUGGGUGACAAGUAACAAACGCAAGGCCAGCAUAAAUUACUCAGAGCCACCCAGAAAAAGGCAGAGGUGUGCCAGCGAACCCCCUGAGGUGACAGUGGAGACUGCGACAACCAGAGAGACCAAUGAAAAGGCCCCAACAGCAGAACAAAGCCCCGGAAAAAAGCAGAGGGGUCACGAAAACAACUCCGGCAUCAGUGAACCCGCUGAGGUGCCAGUGGAGGAUGUGACAGCUAAAGGGACCAAGAGAAAAGCCAGCACCCAAAGGGGUCCCCCCCCCCCGAAGAGGUGGAGAACUGGAACCUACGACACCAACACUGGUGAACCUACCAAGGUGUCCAUCUCCGUCAGGACCAGCAGAGUGAUUUCAACCAUCAAGCUCAUCUUUUGUUUAAAAGUAUUAAAACAUGAAUCUGUGUUUGUGUUUGAAGAACAAUUUGAGGCCAAGUACCUGCAGCUUCUCAAGCUCGGAGAAGGCGGCCAAGGAACGGUUUAUGCUGGAGAAAGAAAAACUGACAACUUACCAGUGGCGAUCAAACACAUCCCUAGAGCUGAUGAGAAGACUCGACCAGUGGUGAGUUAUAAAUGGCCAUUGGAGGUGCUUCUCAUGCUGAGAGUGGCAGGUGGAGCGGGGUCACUGGGGAAACAUGCUGCCGUGUCAUUAUUAGACUGGUAUGAUCUGGGCCCAGAGGUCCUGCUUGUCAUGGAGAGACCAGUCCCCUGUGAGGACCUGCUGACCUACCUCAAUAACAAUUUGUUCCUGAGGGAAGACCAGGCAAAGAACAUCAUGAAGCAGCUGGUGGAAGCAGCAAAUAAGAUGCACUCUCUUGGAGUCUUCCAUCGGGACAUUAAAGCAGAAAAUGUCCUCGUUGAUUUAAGCUCGGAUGUCCCUCGUGUGAGAAUCAUAGACUUUGGAAGUGCCUGCUUGGUGACGGAAAUACCGAAAGGCUCCUUCUCUGGAACCCCUGCCUACAUCCCUCCAGAGUUUUACCGGCUUGGCACAUACGAGGCGGGCCCCAGCACAGUCUGGCAGCUGGGCACUCUGCUCUAUGAACUGGUGGACAGCUGUUUCACCACAAGAAAAUUCCUUCCUUCCUUCCAUUUUCCAAAGAACUGCAGCUUAAACUCUGCUUUCUUCUCAGACUGCCAGGACUUGUUGGAGGUGUGUUUGGCUGUGAACCCUCAGGAGCGCGGCACUCUGGAGCAGAUUCUGCUGCACCCCUGGUUCUCCUAAUCCUGCACAACCGACCACUGAUUGGGCUGAGCCAACUGACUCCAAUGAACUCCAUCCUUUGGUUUUAUAGUCUAGACGGAAUUGUCCAAAAAGUGAAAGUGAGGAGCAUUUAUGGGUACAAGUCGGGAACCAUCCUACUUUACAUAUUUCAUAUCAUAUUCAUAUUGACCUUCUAAUUUGCAUAUCAAAAUGGCCACCAAAUUGCCCAUCUUGCUCAGUCGUUGGACCAUUUUCCCCUAGUUUUUUUGUAAUUAGGCAAUCAAGAUGAGGAAUUUAAGUAUUAUGUAUAUAUAUAUAUAUAUAUCAAAAUACCAACUUUUAAGGUGAAAUUAAGCAUUAUUUGUGUCAUUUUUUAAGGCUGCCAUAAAUAUUCAAUCAAUAUCACUUUUAAAUGUUCCUAUUGUAUAUAUGAUAUAUGAUGUAUUCCAUAAUAUUCCCUUGAACAGUUCUACAGAUCACAUCUUGCUUGAGGACCACAACUCCACAUUUAAACAAGGACAUUGGUCAUCACCCUGACAUGCACACAUUGCAGUGCAUAACAGCCCUGAUUUUCGGCAUUUGCACUGGUGUGUUGUGCAUUGUUUUUUACAGGCACACAGGAUCAUUUCCAGGCAACUUUCAGGUAUUGGAUUCUGUGACAUAAGAAUGGGCUGUAGUCCUGAAUCGCCAUGUUUCCAUCCCAUUUCUAAGGGUGAAGGAAGCUCAGGUUUGGCAUAGUGAGCAUUUCUCCAAACCAUU